AUAUUUUUAGAGCUGGUAACUUCCAUCAGUUGUGUCAUCUUAUGUAUUUUACGUCAUUCACAAGUAUUGGAAUCUCAAGUAUGUAACUUUUGCAAUUUAUCAUACAAUUUAUGAAUAAACAUUCCUUUUUGAAAUGAAAUGGAGGGACCGAAUACUAAAGAGUCCCUCAGCUGCGCAGGGUGCUUGAACGACAUUGGGGAUGAUGAUUAUGUCUCCGCACUCAACCAGGACUGGCAUAAAGACUGUUUUCGUUGUUCAGUAUGCGACGCUCAGCUGUCGACGUGGUACUUCGAGAAAGCAGGCCUGCUGUUCUGUCAGAGCGACUACUGGGCGCGCUACGGAGAGACCUGCCAGCAAUGUGCACAGGUGAUAACGGGCCCGGUGAUGUCGGCGGGCGAGCACCGGUUCCACCCGGAGUGCUUCGCGUGCGUGGCCUGCGCGGCACACAUUGAGGACGGGGAGCCCUAUGCGUUGCUGGACCGCUCCAACCUGUAUUGCGGCAACUGCUACAGCAACUCCUCGCGUCCCGUGUCCCACUCCAUCCGCGUGGUGGAGGUGCCGCCCGCCGUGUUGCGCGUCACGCACACCCCGCCCGCCACCAUCACUGUUAAAGUUAAACUAAACACGUGUGUUUGUAGCGGCAACUGCUACAGCAACUCCUCGCGUCCCGUGUCCCACUCCAUCCGCGUGGUGGAGGUGCCGCCCGCCGUGUUGCGCGUCACGCACACCCCGCCCGCCACCAUCACUGUUAAAGACGGGCGCUGCGGUGGCAAGCUGUCGGCGGCGGCGCGAGCCAUGCUCCGCGCGCUGCUGUCCGUCUGCAUACAGCUCACCUGCCAUAGAAUUGAUUCAUCAUGUGGCGUGUUAACGCUACAUAUCGGAGACAGGAUCCUGGAGAUAAAUGGAACUCCUGUGAGGAACCGGCCACUCGAUGAUAUUGAACGCGCUCUUGCGAGGACAGAUGCUGUCAUACAGCUAACAAUAGAACACACACCAGACACAAACACGAAACGCACACAAGCAAACACACAGACACACGCACACACACAAACAGACGACGUAAAAGCCACGCAAGACAAGCCAGUGGAAUGCAAGGCUGUCACCAAAGAAGACAAGACUCCUUCUGACAAGGAAGGGAAGAAAGAGAGACUAUUUAAGAGGAAGGGAGGGGAGGAUGCUGGGCGGUGGGUCAAUAAGAGAAGACAGACCCCCUCGUCACCCCUUUUGGGGGAUAAGGAGAAGAGUAGCAGUAUGUCUAAAUUGUUGGAUGCCGUGGAUGGAUCAGAACAAAGCGGCGUACUAUGUGACUUGAGUAGAGCGCGGUCUUUCCGCGCGGAACCUGCGCCCGGACAGAAGGUGUUCCGUGCCUGCGAUCUGCUGCAGGGCGAGCUCCUAGGCUCAGGUUUCUUCGGCGAGGUAUACAAGGUGACGCACCGCGACACCAACGAGGUGAUGGUGCUCAAACAGCUGUACCGCGUCGAUGAGGACGCGCAGAGGAACUUCCUCAAAGAGGUGGCAGUGCUACGUUCACUAAACCACCCAAACGUGUUGCGAUUCGUGGGCGUACUGUACAAGGACAAGCGGCUGCAUCUCGUCACCGAGUAUGUGGCCGGGGGCACACUGUACCAACUACUACAGGACAGCCGAGUAUCACUCAGCUGGCGUGACCGAGCUCGAUUAGCGCGUGACGUGGCGGCGGGGCUGGGGUAUCUACAUCGCAUGAACGUCAUACACCGCGACUUGAACUCGCAUAACUGUCUCGUUAGAGAGGACAAGACAGUGAUAGUAGCAGACUUCGGUCUGGCGCGCAUCGUGCAGCGCACCGCCAGCAGCUCGCUCGACAGGAGGCAGCAUCACACGCUGCGGAGGAAGAGAUAUACCGUGGUAGGCAACCCAUACUGGAUGGCUCCGGAGAUGAUGAACGGUAACGUGUAUGACGAGAAAGUCGAUGUAUUCUCCUUCGGUAUUAUACUGUGUGAGAUAAUAGGCCGCGUGUCAGCCGACCCAGACUUCCUCCCCCGGCGGACAGACUUCGGUCUGAACGAGCCGCUGUUCGUGGACAAGUUCUGUCGCGCCAACAGCUGUCCCGAGCCCUUCUACCGCAUCGCCUUCCUCGCUUGUGAUCUAGAUCCUGAUGCUAGGCCACCAUUCGAGGUGCUAGAGAUCUGGCUGGAGAGCAUGGUGAUGCACCUGUCGCAGGCCGCCCCCCUCCCCCGCACCCUGCUGGCCGACGUCAUGCAGUACUCCCGGGGAGAUACCAGGACCGAUAAGAACUGCUGUCAGCUCAGUAAUGACAGUAGCUACUCUCGACUCAGCAAGGCAGACAGCGAACUGAGCGUUCCAGACACAGGGGUACUCAAGUCGAACUCUAUCGCGACGCUGUCGGUGGACGAGCGCGGCUGGCGGCUCGGCAAGUGUGUGUCCGCCACUCACAUCAGCACCCCCCGCGUCCGCCCCGCAGCACUCUCCCGCAGCAGCCACGCGCUACACGCGCCCGGGUACAUCCUGCACGCCGCCGGGAACAAGAUCAACAUUACUAAGGUGGACGACAUUACAAAAUGGCUGGACCCUCCGCCUCUCAAGCGUACCUCCCCCGACACACACCUCAACAAGUUACAAGAACAAACCAAGACCAGGAAGGUGGAGUCUCCCGAAGAAUACGACUCCGCACUCCCCGCCUUCCUCAGGAACCAGUCCGUCGAGGGUCUGGAGUCGCAGUACAAACACGAGGUAGACCCACCUCUUCCCUUCUGUAGACACAUUAGCAUCCCCAAUAGCAGACAGAUACCUGAUGACGCCGACUCGGAAACGUCAGACGAUGAUGAUGAUGACGACGAAGCCAUCUCCACGUGGCACAGAAACAUCAAAAUCUUCGACAAAAUGGAAGUCGAUCCCAAGAAUGUUAUUGCGUCUAUUGUGAAGAAAGGCGAGAAUUUGCUUUCAAAGAAAUCGAGCUAUGAUGUUACCGAUGUAGUGUUGAGAAACCCUGAGUGUUUGACUACUGAACGAAAGAUUCCUGAAGUAGACUGCAGACGGUUUAAUAUUGACUAUUUAACGAAGAGUCCGUUAAUGGCUGAAGGGGUCAAAAAUAUAUCUAAGGCUGUUGAGAAAGAGAAAUCACAAGAAAAGUCGGAAUCAAGGUUCUUUCCGAAGACGCUACUGUCUCCAAAACUGAGCAGAUUGUUCAAACCGAACACCGCCGAAGUGGUCCGAAACAAAGAUGUAGAAGAUAAAGAUAAAUCUAGAAGUAAGUUCUUCGUACAAAGACCAGCGUCACCCAGCAACAUCGGGCGCUCCCACAGGGUUAGACCAUCGGAGUCAGACAAACCAGUUCUGAACAACGACGUCCUAAAGUCAGACAUAAAACUCGCCAGCAUGGGUAAACCAAUGACGCCGAUAUUCCGACGGCAUUUAGCCGAGAAGCCCGACUUCGCGGACGGGAGGUUCAGCUACCGAGACCGCAGGGCCAAGUACGAGCCGAAAGCCGAAGAUACGAAGUUCGUAGACGUAGGACGUUAUAGGAUUAAGACUCCUCUCUCUAGUAUAGAUCAGACUCCGAAACUGACGCCAUUGAAUCGGAGUACACAGUUGAACAACGUGCCCGCUUUAGCGACAGUGCCUGAGAAAAAGCUCGUAGAUAAGAAGAAAUGUGACGAUAAGCCCGCUGUGCCCAAACGGCCCGUUGCGGGUAUUUCGCGCAGUAACUACGUGAGUCUGGCUAAUCUGAAGAUUAACGGGAAAGCGAAGGAAAUUGAUGAUAAGUGCAGACAGGGCGCGAAUGAGGACUCUCCUGUUGAACGGGUUAUUUAAAUUGCUUGGUUUUAUAUGCUGACUUGUACUUUAAACUUGAAUUACAUACAGCAAGUUUUUCAUCAAAAGUAAAAGCCAAAAUAAUGCCAUAAAGUAAAAGUAACGGUCAAAUUAGAUUUUUCACGAUUUUAACUACAUAUUAGUUUUGCUAUUAAAAAUGAAUUUGACCGUUUAUACUUUAUGACAUGAGAAUGUCAUAAAGUAUAAACUGUUGAUGAAGAAACUGGCUGAUAAUCUUAACAUUGCUUAAUUUCAACAGAAUAAUAUUGAUGUAUCUUUAACGAGAUAUUUUUGUACGGUUAAAAAGACAUUACAAAUAUUUAAAAGUACAGUCGAGCGCAUAAAACCAGCAACUAAAUGAAGUCUUGCCACGUUACUGUAGUUAUACAAUUGUUGAUUCGUUGUACUUACGAAUGCUAUGUAUUAAGGACUUUGUAAUCGCUUGGGGGCGUGUCUCAUUCAUCGGCUAAUGUGAGGAAUUACCGGUCAGAGCUUGAAAAUAUAAUUUGCUUAUUUUUUUAACUGUAGAAAGACAGAUUUUGGACUGCUUUUUUUUUGUCUACAUUUUUUUAUUACGCUGCAUUGGUUGUCCCGAGACUUUAUAGAUGAAUGUUUUGAAAUAUUGAAUGGUUUAAAAAUAGAUAAUUAGUACUCGCAUAUUGUCGCGAUUCAGUCGGCGGUGCCUUCCGAUAAGACUGGUGUAAUUAGGACAUUUUGUUUUGGCAAUGUAAGCAUUCUAAUAUUGUGACAAAAACUGAAUUUCCGCUUAGAUUUGUAUUUACAAAAAGAUUUUAUAGGAUUCACAAUAGAAUUAUAUUUAUUUCGAUUUAAUUACGGUUAAAACAUAUUAUUUUAAUUAUGUUGGAAAGUACUUAACAAUUGGUACCCGAAUCUAUGCAUUUCAUUUUCCAAAAUGUUUAUUUUCUUUGUAAUUCUAAUAAUUUUGUUUGUACAAUAUUAUAUUGUUUACAUUGGCCAAAAUAUCGCUAGAAUACAUUUUGUAUUACAUUUGAUACCCAUUCCAAUAUGAUAUCUACAAUAUCUGUAUAUCCAUGCUUUUUUUAUAUUCCAUAACUUAUAUUAAUACUCCUUGAUAUGAAUUUCAUUAUAAUUUUAAGAAAAUUAUGAAAAAUAUAAUAUUAUUUCAGCGUUUUGAAGCUUUCGAAUUGUCAAUUAAUGAAAACAUUUGAAGUUGGCAAAAUGGCGCUAUAAUUUAAUAAAUAUAGUAUUUAAUGUAUAAUACAUACUACCGAUUAAAAAGGUAUUGUAUAUUUAAUUAAAUUUAGAAAAUGGAUCACCUUCUAUCUCUGGAUAUGGUGACCAAUGAUGACGAAAUAUUCGUCAAAGAUUUUUAUGUCGACAAUUGAAACUAUUGUCGAUUAUCUAUUUGGAACUAUGAUUUAAUAUCAUAAAAAAUAAUUUCUGCUUGUAUACUAUUAUAAUAUUAUACUAUUUGUAAUAUUCUUCGUGUCCCUUUAAAAUUGGGUGAUUUUUGUUAAACAAAACGUUUGAUAAUAUUGUAAAAAAUAACAUUUGCAGUUACAUUAGAAAACUAUUGUUAUGAAUUGGAUCAGUAUUCGCUUACACGUUCAGAGUCAAAAUGCACUCUAGCUUUGAGUCUUUAAGAUUCAAAUUGCAACGCAGUUAGCUUCACGCAGUUGUUAUAGUGUCUUAAGCAGAUAUACGGAAAUAUACACACGUUGUUUUCUAUGUAGUUAUAUUUGUACCGUUUUUAUAUUGUAGACGAAAUGUUUCAUUAUUUAAAAUAAUAUUCAUUAGAGAAUUUAUGACGAAAAAAAAACUUAAAAAUAAAGAAACAUGACGAAUUUUUCGUCACGAAUUCUCUUAAACCUUAUAAAUAGUAUUAAAAUAUUAUUCGCAAUAGUAAGGAGUCCCAUUAAAUUCUGUCAAGCCAGUCCAGACAAAAGAGCGUUAUAAAUCAACUGAAAACAAAUAUAUUAAAGGAAGAAUCUUAUUGUAUUAAUAUACAUGUUACAAAGAUCUGAACGCAAAUCUGUGCCAUUUAUAUGCCAAUUUAUUGUCGAUGAAGUUUCGCUCAGUAUAAUGAUGUAGUUACAAGAAUUUUUACAUUAGAGUUUCACGAUGAAAAAUUUGAUUAUUUGUAUCAGAGUAUUUUACUAUAAACUGGACUACCGGUCACUAUCUUUGUCUAUCUGAGACUAUAUUUCAUUAAUAGUUUUUCUUUCAAUAUCAUAUUGUAGAUGCCUUGUCCUCUCUAGUUAUAUUUGAGCGACAUCUUCAUCGACUAUCGUUUACCUAAGAAUUCCACAUGUCCGUGACAAAACCACGACAUUAGAUCUAAGUUUACUUGGACAAUACUUUAACUGUAUUAAUUUAUUAACACUCUAGUUAUAAUCGCGUAGUUUUAAGUUUAUUUCUUAGUUUUUGUUUUCGUAAAGUCUGAUAUGUACUUUGUGACACAGGGUGCCAUUUUUUAUAAGUGAUGCGAACGAAAUAGUGUUGUGGUUGGAACUUAUCGAUAUCAUUUUUUUGCAACCUUUUUAAUUCGAGCUAUUAAAAUCUAGUUUCAUGAAAACUUGUUGCAGCAAUGCAGUAUAUAAAAUCAGAAAUUCUUUUUACACAAAUUCAAUAUUCUUAGGUUAUAAGGCAAUAAUAUUGUCGCUAGUUUCAAUCACAGCAUUGUUAUAAAUUAACAUAAAACAGGACAAAUUCAAUCUCGAUAUUAAUUAUAAUUCGUUUAACGUCCGACGCUAGGUCGCGCUCAUUGUUUACUUUAUCUGUGAUACGUUAUGUUUGUAAACGCCGCAAUAACAAGUAUUAUAUUAGGUGUCUUUUAGUUAUAAUCUCGACAUUUUUUUAUUAUUUUUAUUUUAUAGUUAAGUAAUAAUUGAACGCCAUUGUCUUGCCAUGAAGGAUUUUAUCGAAGUUCCCGACAAAAAGUUUUAAUCUUUUGUCGUGCUGGCAAGCUUGGCGUUCGAAAUAUAAAGAUAUUAUAACACAUUAACAGUGGUAACAUCGAGUAUUCCGUCUCCUGCAUUCCAAGCGGUUUUGUAUUUUAUUUCUUAUUUUGUAUCUGUUUCUAAGUACAAAUGAAUAAAGGAAUAUAUUCAG
Molecule: messenger RNA, 6903 nt
Organism: Helicoverpa armigera (cotton bollworm)
Lineage: Eukaryota; Metazoa; Arthropoda; Insecta; Lepidoptera; Noctuidae
Gene: LIMK1
Product: LIM domain kinase 1
Exons: 19
Coding region: 139-3810 (1223 amino acids)
Biological process (GO): protein phosphorylation; actin cytoskeleton organization
Cellular component (GO): nucleus; cytoplasm
Molecular function (GO): protein binding; protein serine/threonine kinase activity; ATP binding
Source: RefSeq, a predicted model, not a curated record